Molecule: messenger RNA, 1980 nt
Organism: Aspergillus campestris IBT 28561
Lineage: Eukaryota; Fungi; Ascomycota; Eurotiomycetes; Eurotiales; Aspergillaceae
Product: fungal specific transcription factor domain-containing protein
Exons: 7
Coding region: 1-1980 (659 amino acids)
Biological process (GO): DNA-templated transcription; regulation of DNA-templated transcription
Molecular function (GO): DNA binding; DNA-binding transcription factor activity, RNA polymerase II-specific; zinc ion binding
Source: RefSeq, a predicted model, not a curated record
AUGUGGCCUCAUUCGGACGUAACCGGAUCCGCUUCUAAGUCCAGGAAAAGAGCAGCGGCAGCUUGCCAUGCGUGCCACGCGCGCAAAGUUCGCUGCAGCAUCUCGCAGACUGGACCACCGUGCACGAACUGUUCUUUGGACAACGUGAACUGCCAGGCACGCCCGCGGCAGGGUCAAAGUCUUCGACGGCCUCGGGGAACUACCAGAACAAGGCGCCGCGGCAACAACCCGCCACGGGCGUCGAGUGAUGCAGGCUCAAUCGUCCAGGAUGCUGUCGAUCUCGGCGAGCCAAUUUAUCGCCCCAUGACUGGACACUUUGGUCACCAUUCUGAGCGCCAGGAUGGCCGAUCGACAAGCCCCCUUUCCCUGCAGCAAACGGCCUGUUCGCCGGUAUAUGGGGAUCCACAAGGAAUUGCACUCGUGGCCGAGGUGUGCGAGCCCGAGCGCCAGGGAAAAAGUGGUCACUUUAUCGUUGCUUCUUUGAGCUCGGACAAUAUCGAUCCCGACACGCUCGAGUACUUGAAACGGAGGGGUUGCUUCGACCUACCCCAUUUCAACAUCCAGCAAGAACUCGUCAAAGCGUACUUCCACUAUGUUCACCCAUUCUUCCCAGUCGUGCAGGCUUCAUCCUUUCUCCAAGCUUUCGGAAGCCCAGAACAGAAGGGGGCCAGCCUCCAACUGCUUUGGAGCGUGUUUCUGGCGGCCGCAAAUUUUGCAGACACCACAACGGUGCAGUCCGCGGGUUUCGAGUCGCGAAAGGCGAUGAAACGAUCAAUGUUCUUACGAGCCAAGGCGCUAUACGAUGCAGAAUACGAACGGUCCAAAAUAACCCUAAUCCAAGCAGUGUUGCUGAUGGGGUUCUGGUAUGCCGACACCGAGGACAGAAUUGGACCAUGGCACUGGAACGGUGUUGCCAUCAGCCUCUGCCAGAGCAUAGGGCUACAUCGUCAACCAGAUGCCAGCUUCAAUGGCUCUCAGAAUGGCCCAUCCGUCAACCGAGAUCUGUGGAUGCAUUUAUGGUGGUCGUGCUUUUUCCGAGAAGCGUGGUUGUCCGUUGGUAUGGGAAGACCGAUGCGAAUUGACCUAGAGCACUCGGAUACGCAGAGGCCCGAUGCAAGCGCCUCUGAGCGUCUUUGCUCGGGGCUGACGGAGGCUCAGCGCCAGGAGUAUCUCCCAGACAACCCUCACGAUCUGUUCCUGCUGUGGGAUGAGCUCCUCUGUGUGACCAGCAUUCUAUCACGAAUCCUGACAGUUCAACAUCUCGCCAAACGGACGCUUUUCAGCCAGUCGGACGUUAUCGAUCUGGAUCGCGAACUCAGGGGACAUCAUGGACAUCUAGAUUACCUCCGGGCGGGUGCCACCGAGCCCGUGCUGACUCUUCACAUGCAUCACUUUGAACUAUUCUUCGAGUCUACACUCAUCACUCUUUACCGCCCAUUUAUCCUACAAAGCCUCGGCCAUCAACCCGCCGCCACCCACGCCAAAGCAACAAGAGAUUGGCUGUCAAGCGCAGAAAGAAAAGCGACCACCGCGGCCAUGAACACCACCAACAUCCUAAGUAACAUGAUCACAGCCGACAUGAUCCGGCUCUCUCAAUCACUGAUUUGCAUUGCGCUUGUGCCGACGUUACAAAUCCACCUCCUCCACUCGGUGUCGCCGCGGAAGUUGGUUCAACGCUUAGGCUGUCAUCAACUGGACUUGUGUAUGAUGGUCGUCAACGAACUCAAGGUCACGUUUUUUGGAGCAGAGAUCCUAUCCCGCCUAUUCACACGAGCGCGAGAUACCAUCAAUUCCAGACGCCGUGGCCUGGAACCCACGCCUGUCGGGCCGGAUGCUGGCAACGUGCGCAGCCCAGAGGGCCGAAGCCGCCACAACGACGAAAUGGCAAUGCCAGCGUCGCCUGUGGUAUGGGAUUCUAACGUUCCCGGUGAUUAUGGGCGCAUGACGGACUCGAGGUACGCUGAUUAUCUCAAAUACUAG